CCGUUGCGGUGGGAGGUGCUCCAUCUCUUGCGGGUUCUUCGCCGCCAGCCUUUGCCGCCCGCCCUCCCGCCCGGUCCUUGUCGCCGUCUGCUCCGAAACCAUGGAACUGGCGGACGGCGUGGUCUACCAGGAGGAUCCGGGCGGCCCCGGCCCGGCCAUGAUGUCAGAGCGGGUGUCGGGUCUGGCGGGCUCUAUCUACCGCGAGUUCGAGCGGCUCAUCGGGCGCUACGACGAGGAGGUGGUGGCCGAACUGAUGCCGCUGGUCGUGGCGGUGCUGGAGAACCUGGACUCGGUCUGUGCGCACAGCCAGGAAACCAGCGUCGAGCUGGAGCUGCUGCGGGACGACAACGAACAGCUCCUCACCCAGUACGAGCGGGAGAAGGCGCUGCGUAAACAGGCCGAGGAGAAAUUUAUUGAAUUUGAAGAUUCUCAAGAACAAGAAAAAAAAGAGAUUCAGAUACGAGUAGAAGCUUUAGAGUCACAAACUCGGCAACUUGAACUGAAAGCAAAAAAUUAUGCUGAUCAAAUUAGCAGAUUGGAGGAGAGGGAAGCAGAACUAAAGAAGGAAUACAAUGCUCGUCAUUCAAGGCAUACAGAGAUGAUUCAUAAUUACAUGGAACACUUGGAAAGAGCAAAAUUUCAUCAGUUGACAGGAGGGGAUCAGCCAGAGCCCAUCAUGCACAGUAGAAUUAGAAAGGAGCCUCCUAUAUCAUUGGGCAUCUUUCCGCUCCCUACAGGAGAUGCACUUCUUACUCCUGAUUCUCAGAGAGGAUCAGUGGAAACUCCUGGAUCAGAUAGUUGGAAGUUCCGUGAACUAAGUCAGCCUCGUUCCCGCACCAGCCUCAAGGAUGAAAUUUCUGAUGUUAGCCAAGCAGGGUCCAAAUCUACUACACCAAUCUUAACUGCUGCUUCAGAUGUGCUUAAGUCUGCUGAGUCUCCCCUGCAUGAAGACAAGGAAGGCCUUGCAAAGAAUUCUGAUUCAUGGAACCAGAAAUUGGACAUAAGCAAGCACAUUGAAGUGCAGGUAGCCCAGGAAACAAGAAAUGUAUCUAUUGGAUCUAAUGAAAAUGAUGACAAAUCUGAAGUUCAGGCAAUCAUUGAAUCCACUCCAGAGCUGGAUAUGGAUAAAGAUCUUAGUGGAUAUAAAGGUUCAAGCACUCCUACCAAAGGCAUAGAGAACAAAGCAUUUGAUCGUAAUACAGAAUCGCUCUUUGAAGAACUAUCUUCUGCGGGUUCUGGUCUGAUUGGGGAUGUGGAUGAAGGAGCAGAUUUGCUGGACCAUGAUUUCUUUGGAAUGGGACGUGAAGUUGAAAACCUUAUUCUGGAAAAUACACAACUACUCGAAACCAAAAAUGCCUUGAAUGUGGUGAAGAAUGACUUAAUAGCAAAAGUUGAUGAACUGACAUGUGAAAAGGAUGUGCUGAAAGGAGAAUUGGAAGCUGUAAAACUAGCCAAACAAAAGCUUGAAGAGAAGAAUAAGGAGUUGGAGGAAGAGCUUAGAAAAGCCCGUGCAGAAGCUGAAGAAGCAAGGCAAAAGGCAAAGGAAGAGGAUGAUAGUGAUAUUCCUACUGCUCAGAGAAAGCGAUUCACACGUGUGGAGAUGGCCCGGGUUCUCAUGGAACGAAAUCAGUACAAAGAAAGGCUAAUGGAGCUUCAGGAAGCGGUGCGAUGGACUGAGAUGAUAAGGGCAUCAAGAGAAAAUCCAGCUAUGCAAGAGAAGAAGAGAUCGAGUCUUUGGCAGUUUAUGCCAGACAGUUUUAGCAGAUUAUUCAGUUCAUCGGGCAACACUACCAAGAAACCAGAACCACCAGUUAAUGUUAAGUACAACGCACCAACCUCACACAUUACUCCUUCAGUCAAGAAAAGAAGCAGCACCUUAUCUCAGCUCCCAAGUGACAAAUCAAAAGCUUUUGAUUUCCUCAGUGAAGAGUCUGAGGCCAGUAUGGCCUCACGAAGAGAGCAAAAAAGAGAACAGUAUCGCCAAGUGAAAGCCCACGUUCAGAAAGAAGAUGGCCGAGUGCAGGCUUUUGGCUGGAGUCUUCCUCAGAAAUAUAAACAGAUUAUGAAUGGUGGUGCUCAGGGUGACAGCAGGAUGAGGAAUUUGCCUGUGCCUGUUUACCUGAGACCACUUGAUGAAAAGGAUACCUCCAUGAAGCUAUGGUGUGCUGUAGGAGCGAACCUAUCUGGAGGGAAAACACGGGAUGGUGGUUCAGUAGUUGGCGCCAGUGUCUUCUACAAUGAUAUUGCAGCUACAGACAUGGACAACGGCAAACCGAGAAGUGCAUCUCAAAAUAGCUUGGACAGAUUGGAUCAAGAACUCAAGGACCAGCAAAAAGAGCUGAGAAAUCAAGAAGAACUGUCAAGCCUUGUUUGGAUCUGUACGAGUACCCAUUCUGCUACGAAAGUUAUCAUUGUAGAUGCUAACCAGCCAGGAAACAUCCUAGACAGUUUCAUUGUUUGCAAUUCGCAUGUACUAUGUAUAGCUAGUGUGCCAGGGGCUCGAGAGACUGACUACCCUACAGGAGAAGAAGGAUCACAGGAACCAGACUCUGGUGUGGUGGAUAAGUCAUCCAUUUGUGGCAGCAUAAAUAGCAAUAGUUCAGCAGAAGCAGACUGUUUGUUAGGAGGAAUCACAGUCGUUGGAUGUACAGCCGAAGGCAUUACAAGUUCUGCUGCUACCCACAGUGCCAGUACUGUUUCACCUGAGAUAAACAAACCGCCAGAUAUUGCAGCUGAAAAUGAUGCAGUAGAUGAGCAUAUUCAGACAGCAGAGGAAGCAACUGAAGCGACAGAAGUCAGUGCUGGCUUGGGAGAAGAAGUAGCAGAUAUUGCGCAAAGUGGCGUUUACACAGAGCAUGUCUUCACAGAUCCUUUGGGAGUCCAAGAUACUGUAGAAGGUUCUCCAGCUUUCCAGUCUAGCAAUGAGUCUGAGUUGUUUAAAGAUGUUGCUGAAUUACCAAAUGAGCAGGAUCUUGUAAGGGAAGAAGCACAAAAAAUGAGUAGUCUUUUACCUACUAUGUGGCUGGGAGCACAGAACGGAUGUUUAUAUGUUCACUCUUCAGUGGCUCAGUGGAGAAAAUGUGUUCAUGCAAUUAAACUUAAAGAUUCAAUACUCAGUAUAGUGCAUGUAAAAGGAAUAGUACUAGUUGCACUAGCCGAUGGAACCUUAGCAAUAUUUCAUAGAGGAGUUGAUGGACAAUGGGAUUUGACAAAUUACCAUCUCUUAGAUCUUGGCCGGCCUCAUCAUUCAAUCCGAUGUAUGACUGUGGUGCACGAUAAAGUCUGGUGUGGGUACAGAAAUAAAAUCUAUGUGGUUCAGCCAAAAGCAAUGAAAAUAGAGAAAUCAUUUGAUGCACACCCAAGGAAGGAGAGCCAAGUGAGACAGCUGGCUUGGGUGGGAGAUGGAGUGUGGGUGUCCAUUCGUUUAGAUUCAACUCUCCGGCUUUACCAUGCACACACUUACCAGCACCUACAAGAUGUUGACAUUGAGCCUUAUGUAAGCAAAAUGCUAGGUACAGGAAAGCUGGGAUUUUCAUUUGUGAGAAUCACAGCUCUGAUGGUGUCUUGCAAUCGCUUAUGGGUUGGGACAGGAAAUGGAGUCAUCAUCUCAAUACCAUUAACAGAAACUGUAAUCCUCCACCAGGGACGUUUACUGGGGCUGAGGGCCAACAAAGCAGCAGCAAGCUCUGGCAACCGUCCUGGCAAUGUAAUACGCGUGUAUGGAGAUGAAAACAGUGACAAAGUGACCCCUGGAACCUUCAUUCCUUACUGUUCAAUGGCACACGCACAGCUUUGUUUCCAUGGGCAUCGUGAUGCUGUUAAGUUUUUUGUUGCAGUACCUGGUCAGGUGAUUUGUCCCCAAGUGAGUGGAAGCUCAGAAUUAUCUGGUGAAAGAACUACCGUCUCUACACAGGAACCCAAUAGCCAGACUCCUUUAAAAUCAGUACUGGUGAUAAGUGGAGGAGAAGGGUACAUUGACUUUAGGAUGGGUGAUGAAGUUGGUGAAUCCGAACCCCUUGGAGAAGCAUUACCAAUUGAGCCUUCCGUUGCCAAAGCUGAGAGGAGCCACCUGAUAGUGUGGCAGGUUAUGUGUGGCAGUGAAUAAGCUCCAAUAGAAAAUGGCUUGAGACUGCAAAAGCUUUUGCAUGUCUUCAGUUUUGUUUUGUUUCUGUGGAACCCAUUUCACUGCAUACAGUUUGAACAUUUCUUUGUCAUUUGACUUUAUAUCAUAAACCUCUCAAACCUUAAAACAGGAACCAGCUCGUGCUGUUUUACUGCAUCAGUGUUAUAAAACGAGAAUAAAUUGGUCUUCCCAAGCAGAUAAAUGCCAUAUUUUGUUUCCUAAAUGCACCUUAUAGGCCCCACUGCAAUCUGUAACACAACUCUUUCCCCCCCCCUACUUUCCAUAAUGUUUUACAUUUAUAUUUUGAGCCAUUUUGAAUUCAUUUGCAUAAGAGUAAAAUAGAAAAUUAAUAUUCUGGGUAGUAUUCAAAAGAAACAGACGUGUAAUAUAUACAGGAUUCACUGAACACAUCAAAUUUGAUGGUUAAAGUAAAUUGGAAGACUUUGCUUUUUUCAUUUCUGAAUCCUGCCAAUUUUGUGAACCUUUGUUUAUAUUGAGAUCCUUGAACUAAAAAUUUACUAGAUAUUUGGUUCUUUUUUUUUAAAUUUAGUUCUAAUAGCACCAAAAAUCAGUACAGCUAUCCUAAAUAAAUGAAAAAAAAUGUGGUAUUUUAUGGGGAGAAUAGUCUUCCCAAUUUCCUUAUUUAACAUAGCUUGGAAACAUCCAGUUUAAUCUCAAAAGGGCAUUAGAUCAAAGCAUCUUCCUUAAAUACUCCUUGAGCAGACAAUAGGCUGCCUUUGUGUGCUCCUAUUCAUUGGAUCUUGGGGAUUCCAGCUCUUCCCAUGGGAUAUAGAAGGGCUCUCAGUGGUGAGCAAACUAGCAGUGACGAUGCAUGAGAAAAAAAAACCUCAAUUAAGUUUAAAUUAUAUUAUGUUUCAGUCCAUAUUAUCAGUCUACAGAUGCCAUUCAAAAGAAAGGUCUAUCCAGUAUGUUCCUUGAUGGAUUUAUGAAAUGGUGUAUUCAUUAAUUUUAAUGUAAGAACACCAGUGUAUAAAAUUUGAGUGGCCAAUCUGAGAAAUUGGAAAAAAUACUAUCAUGCAAUUUAUUCUAUCAUUUCACAUUUAAAGUUUUGGACUCAGUAUACUCAUUUGCUAUCCAAUUGAUGGUAAGGCUAAAUUAAAUGCUAUAUUUUUAAUCACUCAGAAAAUAAACUGCUUCUCAAUGUUUUCCUUGUUAUAAAAUUGGAGUGAAAAUACUAACAUUAAGCUUGUGUCCACUAAGAGACUCUGGCUCUUCCAGUUAGAUGGGAGUUGCUAUUAUUUACAUGACAGAAUGGAAGAAUUUCAAAAUUUGAAAUGGCAACAUUUAAAACCAGGAAUUGUCAUGAAAAACUGCCUAAACCUUUUUAUGCAAUAGGAGCAGUUUGUCAUCUCUCAAGGAAACAUGUAUUUAAUACACACACACACACACACACACACACACACCUUUUUAAAAUCACAUUAAACUGAGAUCUGUUGUGUAAAUAUUUAUUUAGGCAGCUUUUUAAUAAAAGAAACUAUAAUCUUAUCUGAUGAAAACUUAAUAAUUUUCCCUUCAGAUGUACUGAUUAUAGUUUUAUAUGUAUAAAUACUUUUUAAGCAUCCUAUUUUGUACACAAUGAAUGCAUUCUGAUAGGUAUGUAUUUUAACCACAAAAUGUGUGGCUAAAAAUAACUGAGAAUGGUUGAAUGUUUAAUACCUUCAUAUUUUGCUCAUCAAUAUGCCCAAUGUGAUCUGAUCACAAUAGACUUAAAAUUUAUUUCAACUGCUGAACUGGGUUUAAGAAUUUUAACAAAAGGAACACUGAUGAAACACUGUGAGAAGGAUAAGAGGAUAUGGGUUUUUUUCCUCCCAGAAAUUGCUUUUGCUACACUCAUAUACAUCCAUACCAGACUCACGUUUGUGUUGCACUUUUCACACUUUUCCAUCCAAGGAAAUUUUAAUAGUCAAUUUGGGAGAGAUGUUCAGGUGAGUUAGUGAAAGUUUCACCAUAUGUGCCUAUAUGGCACACAUGAGCCUUACCAAAAGAAGAUAGAUUCUUAAGAUUUUGUCCUAUCCUCAGAGCAGUAGAAACCAUUCAUGCAGUUCAUAAUUCUAGAUGUCCAAAAGACAGCCAGUUCCAUUAACUUUGUUACCCCUUGCCUUUCAAGGCAUCUUACUUUGAGGAGAUCUUUUGGAAACAUUAUCCUGAUUUUUCAUGAGUGGUGGAAUAGUUUUUGGAAAAAGGAAUGAAAUUCCCAUAUAUUGGUUUUCAAUUUUGUCCAGCAUUUUCAUUUUAAAAUCAUUAGAACUGUUUCUCUGAUUCCUUGCUCAGACAAAAAAAAUACACCUCGGUGAUAAUGUUUAAUGACUUUCCAGAUGGUAAAUUGCCAUUCUGUCCUCAUUCGGGCAAUGGUCAUUCACAGCAGAAGACGGGAGUCUGCCAGAGAGAUCAACACCUGUAUUAGUGCAAGUGAGGGAAGAGCACCAUUUUUCAGUCUCCUUUUUAAAAUUUAUUCCCUGUCCUAAAAAAAUUGCAGUUUUAAAAGAUGGAUGUAGAAGAUCCCUUUCACUUAAACUUACACACUCCCUGUUCCAGUACACUCUAAACUGUAGAUGAUUAAAAUUUGCUAAAGUUCAAGCACCCAACGAUUGCCUAACAAAUCUGUUUUGAGAGUGUCAUAUGUUCAAUGUGUAAUCAUAGUUCUAAAAUCAGAAGUAGGAAUGAGUCUCUUGAUAGUUAACAGCUUUGUUAAUAGUUUGAGAGAGCAUUUCAAGCACAAAAAAUGCAGCACAUGAUUUGUUUGGGUAAAUGUGUUUUGCAUGGUAAAAGAUAAUAAGUUUAUGUAUACUGCCAUUUAGUUUAUUUCUUGCAAGGUCUUCCUGCAUUGGAUCAGUUAGAGCUGGCAGAGUGUAGACACUUUAUCAUAGGCUGCCUUAGUAACUAAAAUGUUUUAUAAUCUUCUAAUAUGCUAACUGUUCUAAAGAACAUGGCGUCCUGAAAAUAAUGUUUAAUUAAAUAUUUAUUUCCAUGUGAGUAUUAUGAAAGCUACCAAAGGACUUGAAACUGACUUGGCAUGCUUACAGUUGACCCUGUGCAUAAAGGAUUUUGUAAAAAUCCCAAGUUUGUAAAAAACGACAGAGUGAGAAACACACUUCUUUGUGGAUGCUAACUUUAUUUUCUUAACAGGGUUAUGCCAUAUUGUAACAACCUUUGUUUUGCACUUCAAAACAUUGAACACUAAAUACUUCUCUCUAACAAUGUCAUUACUGCACACUUCUCUAUCAUUUAAACAUGUUUUAAGGCAUUUUAUGGUCAUUAACUUUUUGAAAAUGUUGUCUAGACACUUUAUGCUGAAUUUUACUUUCCUCUGUAACCUUGAGAUGAAUACUGCAGCAUUAAACCUGCUGUCUGUUUAAACUUGAGGCUUCUUUUCUGUGAGCUGAUAAGCUCAUAUAGCAGUGAAGUUAUUUCAGUAUUUAUUAUUGAAUCCUUGGGGGUUCAGAAUGUAACUUUGUACAUGAAAUAUAUAUAAAUAUGUAUAUGAAAAGCA
This is a messenger RNA of Crotalus tigris (Tiger rattlesnake), 7634 nucleotides long. RefSeq names its product sperm associated antigen 9 (gene SPAG9). Gene Ontology annotation, molecular function: MAP kinase scaffold activity; kinesin binding; signaling receptor complex adaptor activity. Gene Ontology annotation, cellular component: cytoplasm. Gene Ontology annotation, biological process: vesicle-mediated transport. The transcript is spliced from 32 exons. Bases 101 to 4105 code for a protein of 1334 amino acids. NCBI's taxonomy places the organism in Eukaryota, Metazoa, Chordata, Lepidosauria, Squamata, Viperidae. The record is from RefSeq and is a predicted model, not a curated record.